CGGUGUCAGUCCUCGCUCCCUCGUCUCCCUCUGCGUUCACCCUGUGCCGCACACCAAAGAUGAACACUCCGCAGACGCUUUUGGGUACAGUCAUUGAGUCGUGGGACACGCUCAGCACCCACCGACGCUACUCGUUCCCCGAGGCCAUCGCCAAGCCAGCCAAAGGCACGCCUGCCCAUGCUCAGGAGACGCGCUCGGACAAGAAUGGGCACGCGAAACCGUCGGGCGUGACCAUUGAUGGCGAAACGCUCACCGUCGCUGCCCUCGUGGCCACCGCCCGGUAUCGCGUGACGCCGGGCCUCGACGAGUCCCCGCACGUCCGAAAGCGCAUCGAGGCUUCCGUCUCGACACUCGCAAAGAGACUCGCCAAUGGCGAGAGCAUCUACGGCAUUAACACUGGCUUCGGUGGCUCAGCAGACUCGCGAACGCCCAACACACGGGCGCUCCAGCUCGCUCUGCUCCAACACCAGCAGUGCGGUGUCCUGCCCGUCCCCGGUUACUUUCCCACGGGCACGCCGUCGCCGCCAAACGCCUCAUUGACGCUCUCGACCAACGAGCUUUCUCAGCCCGAGUCCUGGGUGCGAGGCGCGAUCCUGGUGCGGCUCAACAGCCUGAUGCGCGGCCAUUCCGGCGUCCGAUGGAAGGUCCUCGAGAAGAUGCAGUCGAUCCUCGCCUACAACAUCACGCCAGUCGUCCCACUCCGAAGCUCGAUCUCGGCCAGCGGAGAUCUGAGCCCACUCAGCUAUGUCGCCGGGACCAUUGCCGGCCAAACGGGCAUCCAGGCUUGGGUUGAUGGGCCCGACGGUGCUCGUAAAAAGAUACCUGCCUGUGAAGCCCUCAAGGAGCGCAAGAUUGAGGCCACGACAUUUGAGCCGAAGGAGGCGCUGGGUAUCCUCAACGGCACGGCCUUCUCCAGCUCCGUUGCCGCGCUCGCCAUCCAUGACGCUUCGAUGCUCUGCCUUCUCACGCAGGUCACGACGGCCAUGGCCAUCGAAGCCCUCUACGGAACGGAUGGCUCGUUUGCCUCGUUCAUCCACGACGUCUGCCGGCCCCACGCCGGACAGGUCGAAUGCGCAAAUACCAUUGCCGUCAUGCUGGAGACGAGCAAAUUUGCAAGCCACCAUCGGGACGAGAUUCACCUCAGCAUCUCCGAAGACGAAGGUUCGCUUCGUCAGGAUCGCUACACGCUCAGAACUUCGGCUCAGUGGAUCGGACCCCAGAUUGAGGACAUCCACCAGAGCUGGAAGACGAUUGAGAGAGAAAUGAACAGCACCACCGACAAUCCUCUCAUCGAGGUGAAUGCCGAUGGCGACACUGCAACAAUUCACCACGGCGGCAAUUUCCAAGCCAUGGCUAUCAGCAACGCCAUGGAGAAGACGAGGCUGUCGCUCCACCACUUCGGCAAGAUCACCUUCCAGCAAAUGACGGAGCUCAUCAAUCCUGCAAUGAACCGCGGCCUGCCGGCAAACCUGGCCGCCACCGACCCCUCGCUCAACUUCCACGCCAAGGGUGUCGAUAUCGCCCUCGCCGCCGUCACGGCUGAGCUCGGCUACCUGGCCAACCCAGUCACGACGCACGUCCAAGCGGCUGAGAUGGGCAACCAAGCCAUCAACUCGAUGGCUCUCGUCUCUGCUCGCUACACCGUCGAAGCCAUCGAAGUUCUCUCUAUGCUCAUGGCAUGGUCCCUCUACCUCCUGUGCCAGGCAUUGGACCUGCGCGCCUUCCAGCGAAAGACGUCGAUCCUCCUCGCGGCGCAAAUGUCAAAGUCGAUUAAGAAAUUCUUCUCUACCUGGAUCGACGACGAGAACCAGGCAAAGUUGGCCAAGAAGGUCUUUGCUAGGCUGAACAAGCGCAUGGACGAAACAAGUGCGAGGGACCUCGAGGCAAGGCUGCAAGACGCCUACAUGAAUGCUGGCUACGAGUUGGUGGCCUACUUUAGCAACCUGCCCAGUGGUGGCGGUGCUGAUCCUCUUCGCACAAUUAUGGCCUGGCGCGAUGCUUCGGCCCGUGAGACAUACGACCUGUACCGCCGCGUCACCCGAGAAUUCCUGCAGGAUCCCAAGGGCUGCCACGCCUCGCCGAUGCUCGGAAAGACUGCCAAGAUGUACGAGUACGUGCGAAGGUCGCUGGGCGUCCCCAUGCAUGGCGAAGAGAACAUGCUCGAAUUCAAGGCCAACACGAACGGUGCCAGCCCCCUGAAGAGGGAGACCAUCGGAGGCUACGUCAGCGUCAUCUUCGAAAGCAUUCGCAACGGCGAUCUCUACAAGGUUUUGAUCGAUAUUGCCAAGGACAUUCAAGCCGCCUCUCCAUCAGCCCCGGCACGACUCUAAUCAUCGUCUGCAUGAUUCCGUAUAAUCUUUGUUUUAAACACCUCGUGGA
This is a messenger RNA of Acaromyces ingoldii, 2379 nucleotides long. Its product is annotated as putative Pal1-phenylalanine ammonia-lyase. Lineage: Eukaryota; Fungi; Basidiomycota; Exobasidiomycetes; Exobasidiales; Cryptobasidiaceae. Gene Ontology annotation, molecular function: ammonia-lyase activity. The transcript has 6 exons. The record is from RefSeq and is a predicted model, not a curated record. Gene Ontology annotation, biological process: L-phenylalanine catabolic process. Gene Ontology annotation, cellular component: cytoplasm. The coding region runs from base 60 to 2330 and encodes 756 amino acids.